AUGGUUCAUGGUCUGAAAGGUCAUCCGUAUAAAACCUGGAGGUGCAAGCAAACUCAGGAAAAUGCGGAUAAACCAUCAGCGCACCCCGAAAAGGAGGGGCCUCAGCCAAGCAUUCCAAAACGACUCGAACUUAGACAAAGUCUCAAGGCGUUCUUGAAAGGCUCGUCAAGCAACAGCCGACAAGACAGCAGUCUCACCGAAUCAACAAGCAACACUGUUACAGCUCUAGAGACCGGUGAUCUUUCUGUUUUCUGGCCCGCUGAUUUACUCCCCCAAACUUGCAAGAAGGCUCGAAUUUUGACAUUUGGUUAUGAUACGAAGAUAACCAAGUUUGCCUCUGGGCCGACUAACACAAACAGUAUUUUCUCCCAUGGGAAGGACUUUCUGUUCUCGCUGGGGCGCGAAAACGUGCGAGACCGUCCUAUGAUAUUUGUUGCUCACAGCCUUGGUGGAAUACUGGUGAAAGAGAUGCUAGCUUUAUCAUCAACCUCCAGUACUCCCUCCCUGAAAGGUAUCAUCGAGUCAACUGCGGCUGUUGUCUUCCUUGGCACGCCCCAUCGAGGGAGUCCUGAACUGUCAGCCAUCGGCGAAUGGGCAAGAUCAAUGCUGAGCAGUCUGAAGUUCCAAACGACAUCGACAAUCUUGGACACCCUGGGCCUCAAGACAACAGACCUUGAACGCGCCCACGAAGCGUUCUGUAGACUCUGGUAUCAGUAUGACUUCCGGGUGAAGACGUUCCAAGAAAGCUUUGGUCUUACUGGGAUUGAUCUGGGUGUUUUGGGUAACAAGGUCGUGCCUCAUGAGUCUUCCUUGAUUGGGGAUCCAAGGGAACAUGCAGAGACUCUCCAAGCCAACCAUAAGGAGAUGAGUCGCUUCAGCAGCGAUCAGGACCCGAACUACAUCAAAGUUGCCGGGGAGAUCAAGGCAUUCUAUACCGCCAUUGAUAAUGCUCACUCUAGGAUUCAGUUUCCGGCGGAGGCGACUCAAAUUCUUAAUAUGCAAGCUGGCAAGAACAAGAAGUCACUUUCUGGAUAUGGUCCCCCGGAUGUCCUGGAGCAGAAAGAAUUGGACGACUUUCUUGCAGCACUGCGCUUCGAUGGGAUGAAUAAUCGCAAAGAUUCUAUCUUGGCCCCUGCUAUGAAUACCGGGCAAUGGCUAUUCCAGUACCAUAAAUUCCGUCUCUGGACCACUACAACUGAUGAAAGGCAGCGUCUGCUCUUCAUCAAGGGAAAGCCAGGAGCAGGCAAGUCAACCUUGAUGAAAGAGGCUGUACGACGCAUGCAACAUUUUGCAAGAAGAGACCAUAUAUGCGCCAGCUUCUUCAUUGACGCUGGCGGCGAGAACAUGCAGCGCUGCACCACUGGAAUAUUUCGAUCGUUGCUCUACCAGCUUCUGUUGCAGAGCAGGAUAUGCAGCCCGGUAACACAGGCGACCGUUGAGAGACAGAUGUUGAUCUAUAGCAUUAAGGAUGCUAUCAUGAACACCGUACUGGCUUCGGCAGAAUGGGACGAGAGUCUUUUAGAAACCUUGCUCUCUGAAACGCUUGAUUUCCUAGCAUCGUUAGGUAAACCGGUCUUUAUCUUCGUGGAUGCACUUGACGAAUUGAGCACAGAGAUGCAGCGACGCCAAGUUGACUUCUGGAGUUUAGGACUCCAGAUUUUCGACAUCCGGGGCCCAAGAAUCUGCUUGUCUUGCAGACACUUUCCCAGCAUCGCCGUUACUGGCUGUCUAGAACUCGUUUUGGAUAUUUAUAAUCAGACCGACAUCUUGAAUUACAUCAAACAGCGACUGAAUGCGCGAAUCUCUGCACACGAAGGACACUGGAGGAAAGAACUCACGGAAAAGAUCCACACGCUGUCAUCAGGGGUUUUCCUCUGGGUUGUUUUGGUGGUGGAUGAAGCCCUGGAAAAUUAUGAUAUGGGUAUCAGCUUACUCGGGAUCAUACGGCGGGUUGAAGCAAUGCCAGUGGAGCUCGAGAAGCUGUACGAAAAGAUGUUGACAUCAACUGUAUUCAUGGAUCUUCGGUUGGCGGGAAGGAUGUUCCAAUGGGUCAUCGCAGCAAACAGACCCUUACGUCUUGACGAGUGGCAUCACGUACUCGCUUUUAUCCAGUCUCCAAAACCAGCCUCGCUCGCAGAGUGGCGAAAAUCAACGUCUCACACCGAGAACGACUAUCAGCUGGAAAGGAAGAUCAGAUACUUAUCGAGAGGCUUACUGGAAGUCAGCACCAAGCAGCACGAUAUCCUCGCAGAGAAGAACGGAGAAGUUUCAUCGAUCAACGCUGGCGCUGGAUCUCUGGACCACGAGGAGGGAUCAGCUCGUGUGGUGCGUGUCAUUCACCAGUCCGUUUACGAUUUCUUCGUACACAAAGGAGGAUUCCGGAACUUGCGCUUGGAGAGCGUCAACCCUCUUGUGGACUGCCAUUGCACUAUUGUGGAUACCUGCCUCGACUACUUGUUUAUGCCAGAGCUGGAUGAAUAUGUUGUUGCUCGACAACGAGUAAACAUGGCGAGUCUAAUCAGUGCCUCAUUAUGCUCGGAGACUCCCUUUGAAACUGAAGAGCCUCCAAAGGUAGAAGCUCAGCAGAAGGGACGAGGGUCUGGGCAUGCCUUUGAAGGCUUGGACGCAUUGCGCCCCUGGCAGUCUAUUGAGGUCGUUGAAAACUGGCUGGCUGGGGGAGCUUUGUCCUCAUAUACAGAAUCCAUCGCCGGCUCUGUAAAACGUUCUGUCUCACGUGAGUCUCUUGCCGCUGCUACAUCGCAGGUUCUCAACGACUACCCAGCUCUACUCGUAUAUGCAAUUACAGAAGUCAUGCUACAUAUCGAGCUUGCAGAGCUGUAUCUUAAUCCCACCCAGAAAACACAGAAUCUCAUCGCGAGAUUGAGAGAUGAUGGUAUCUGGAAACGACUCCGAGCACUACAGCAAGAGAAGCGUACGCGAAAAAGAACCACUGAAUGGCUUGAGGCAAUCGCCAAGAACGGGUUACCCCCGGCCCCCGAGUGA
Molecule: messenger RNA, 3003 nt
Organism: Fusarium odoratissimum NRRL 54006
Lineage: Eukaryota; Fungi; Ascomycota; Sordariomycetes; Hypocreales; Nectriaceae
Exons: 2
Coding region: 1-3003 (1000 amino acids)
Source: RefSeq, a predicted model, not a curated record